This is a messenger RNA of Orycteropus afer afer, 993 nucleotides long. It is a transcript of the gene ZFAND2B, whose product is annotated as zinc finger AN1-type containing 2B. Gene Ontology annotation, cellular component: endoplasmic reticulum; cytoplasm. The record is from RefSeq and is a predicted model, not a curated record. Gene Ontology annotation, molecular function: zinc ion binding. Lineage: Eukaryota; Metazoa; Chordata; Mammalia; Tubulidentata; Orycteropodidae. Gene Ontology annotation, biological process: protein targeting to ER; proteasome-mediated ubiquitin-dependent protein catabolic process.
GCGCGCGGCGCGCGCUGGGGGAGGAAUGGGAGCCGCGGGCAGGCUCUGAGGUCUCCGUCCCCGCCUAGGCCCGGCGAUGGAGUUUCCCGACCUCGGCGCGCACUGUUCGGAGCCAAGUUGUCAGCGCUUGGAUUUUCUGCCGCUUAAGUGCGACGCCUGCUCCGGCAUCUUCUGCGGAGACCAUGUGGCCUACGCCCAGCAUCACUGUGAAUCUGCUUACCAAAAGGAUAUUCAGGUGCCAGUGUGCCCGCUCUGUAACGUGCCUGUGCCUGUGGCCAGAGGGGAGCCCCCUGACCGCGCUGUAGGGGAGCACAUUGACAGAGACUGUCGCUCUGAUCCUGCACAGCAAAAACGGAAGAUCUUCACCAAUAAGUGUGAACGCUCUGGCUGCCGGCAGCGGGAAAUGAUGAAAUUGACCUGUGAUCGCUGUGGCCGGAACUUCUGCAUCAAGCACCGUCACCCACUGGACCAUGAUUGCUCUGGGGAGAGGCACCCUACCAGCCGGGCAGGACUUGCUGCCAUCUCCAGAGCAAAAGGCCUGGCUUCCACAAGCGUCGUCCCCAGCUCGAGUCAGACCUUGGCUUUCUCUGCCUCUCCCAGCAGAGCCACAACUCGGUCUCCAUCCCAGACAGCCCCUCCAGUGAUUGCUUUGCAGAAUGGCUUGAGUGAGGAUGAGGCUCUGCAACGAGCCUUGGAACUGUCACUGGCAGAGACCAAGCCCCAGGUCCCUAGUUCUCAGGAGGAAGAAGAUUUAGCGUUAGCACAAGCACUCUCAGCCAGUGAGGCGGAAUUCCGGCGGCAGCAGGCCCAGAACCGCAGCUUGAAGCCAUCUACCUGCAGCCUGUGCUAGGGCCCAGGGCUUGGGGAGGGUGGUUCACCAGAGGAAGACUGUGGCCCUCGCACCUCUAGGGUCCACAGGAAGAGGAGGCCUGGAGCAGCCUGGAGUGGAGAGACAGGCAGGAGUGACAUGGAGGCUGUCUCCGGGAGCAUCAG